AUUAGGAGGUUGUACUAUAUGUGCGUGUUAGCGAAUAAGAAAACGAUAAAGAGACAGUCUGAUACAAGCACAGGCACAGCAGUGGACGGGAAGAUGUUUGGCUGUCAGGGAGCUGGGCUUAGGAUUCGGUCCUGGGUCACUCUGAUCACAGGGUUGGUGGAGUGUUUGGGGUUUGCGGGGGUCAUGUUCGGUUGGGCAUCACUGGUUUUUGUGCUAAAGAGUCAGGGAUACUUCAGCAAUCUGUGCGUGAACAACACUAGAAAUGGAACCAUCACUGAAGAUUGCAGUGGGCAGGAUGAGCAGUUCUCCCUCAUCUUCACCAUUGCCUCCUUUAUGAAUAAUUUCCUUACGCUGCCAAUUGGCUUCCUUUUCGAUCACUUUGGUACCAUGGUUUCCAGGCUACUGGGAAUUUCAGUUUACACUGUAGGAGUGCUGCUAAUAGUCUUUUCUAGUCCAGCCACCUCUGUCCUUCUAUUUCCUGCACUGUCCUUCAUCGCUAUGGGAGGAGUUCUGUUUCUGAUCACCAACAUGCAGGUUGGAAAUCUCUUUGGCACACAUCGCUCCACUAUAAUCACUCUGUAUAAUGGAGCUUUCGACUCAUCCUCUGCAGUUUUCCUCGUAAUUAAGUUGGUGUUUGAGAAUGGAGUCUCUUUGCGAUGGUCUUUUCUCUUCCUGUCUUGUUGUGCCAUCAUUCAUCUGUUCCGUACAUUUGUGCUGUUACCUCGUACCCGUAUUCCCUACCCUCUUCCAGAGAACUACAACUAUGGGAUUAAAUGUGGGGGAACUUCCCAGGCAAAAGUGGAUAUGCCAUUUGGAAGGAAUUCUCCUCAAGGCCAAAACACAGACAAUAUGGAACGGACCUUUAAAAGCUGUUUCCUCUCCUGGUUCUUCAUGUGUCAUCUAUUGUGGCUCUCUGUGAUGCAGCUGAGACAUUAUCUGUUCAUCGGUACAUUAAACCCUAUGCUGAAUCAUCUUGCUGCUGGGGAUGCAGGCCUUGUGAGCAGAUAUACUAACGCAUUUGCGUUCACUCAGCUGUGCGGAAUACUUUGUGCUCCCUGGAAUGGCCUGAUCAUGGACCGCCGGAAGGGAAAAGAGCGAGAACCAGGUCUGAGUGAGCAAGAGGCCGACCUGAGGGCAGCUAUACUGUCUCUGUUUCUGACUGGGCUUCAGUGUGUGCUGUUCUCAGUGUGUGCAGCCACACCCAUCCUGCCCCUGCAGUACCUCACUUUUGUCCUUCAGGUCCUCAACAGAUCCUUCCUCUUCGGAGGAAACGCUGCCUUCAUCAGUAUGGCGUUUCCCCCAGUCCACUUUGGAAAGCUAUUUGGAAUGUUGAUGGCACUCUCAGCAGUGGUCUCUCUGCUCCAGUAUCCCUGCUUUGCCAUCAUUAAAGGACCAUUAGGUGGAGACCCUCUUUAUGUGAACAUUGCUCUGACCCUUCUGAGUCUCCUGGCCUUCAUCAACCCUCUCUAUGUUUACUUGCACUGUCGGCACCAAGCAGCCCAGCGAUCCAAUGGCAACAUAAACACUUCUUCAUAAGAUUAUUUUUACAAAGGGAAUAUCAAACUGACCUCUGACUUUAAAAACUGGUUUCUGUUUAUUUUUUGAUAAACAGAAAAAAACUAAUAUAGUGCUGAGAAAUAUGUACUAAUCUUUCAGAGCUCGUGUUGUACCUAGAUCCACUCAUGGCCCUGUAAAGGUAUGCAGUGCUUUAUCUGUGCUGAUUGAAGCUGGAAAUUAACAGGGUCCUUCACCCUUUACUUAUGUUCUCCCACACACUUCGGCCUGGAUUCUGCAAUUUGAGAACACAUCCAAAAAACAAAGAAAAAACAUUGCACAAAAAAUGCCUGCUUUUCUAAAAGGGAAUUCUAUUAUCAUUUUUACAUAAACUAUAAAAUUGAUUAAGCGAUUUGCAAUGAAAUUUUAAAGGAUUCCCACAAUAUAACUAAUCCUAAAGGGAUCAUAAUAAAUAUAUAUGUAAUAAGAUGACAAGGACGUUUUGCCAAAUCCGGACAAAAGUUGUACUAAUCUAAGCAUGUUCUUCACAUUUUUUAUUUUUUUUGUGUAUAUCAACUAGCACUUAACUUCCUAAAUGUGUAUGUUUUAAUCAGUGAUUCUCAGCUAGUACUUUGAUAAAAGAAAAUGCAUCUAAUCUGAUUAAGACCACAUGCUCCCUUGGAAAACUAUAGUUGCGGGAGCCCUCUGUAGGACGUAACACGAAUUUCAGGCUGGAAUUUGUGAAAGAUGUAUUCAUAAAUGCAUCUGUAUUACUCAAAAUAAAGGGA
This is a messenger RNA of Triplophysa dalaica, 2282 nucleotides long. RefSeq names its product solute carrier family 43 member 3b (gene slc43a3b). Gene Ontology annotation, molecular function: transmembrane transporter activity. Bases 19 to 1536 code for a protein of 505 amino acids. The transcript has 13 exons. Gene Ontology annotation, biological process: transmembrane transport. The record is from RefSeq and is a predicted model, not a curated record. Lineage: Eukaryota; Metazoa; Chordata; Actinopteri; Cypriniformes; Nemacheilidae.